Messenger RNA from Somion occarium, 1399 nucleotides. The record is from the annotation of a GenBank genome assembly. Lineage: Eukaryota; Fungi; Basidiomycota; Agaricomycetes; Polyporales; Cerrenaceae.
AACGUUAACUUGUACCGUCACUUCAGUACUUGACACGAACAUGUUGCGAAUUCCUCUGGAGCUCAUCUACCUGACUAUUGACCAUCUCCAUCAGGAUAUCUCUACACUCAAGUCAUUUGCAUUAGCUUCCCGAAGUUGCCUGCAUGGCUGUCGCCCUCAUCUUUUCCGAUCAGUCCAGAUUGAUCUAGGGAACCAGACACAACUGGGUUUUGCUGCUUUCCUCGCCAUGAUCCCUGUAGUCGCUAAAUAUGUACGAUAUUUGGCCAUACUGCAGGGGUAUCAGAAGGCGGGAUGAUGACCGUUCGAUGAAGUGGACUCAGCUCGAUGUAGGCACUCUCCGUCACCUAAUGACUUCUCUCCCCCACCUUUCUUCGCUGCAUCUAUUUAAACUCAGCGUUGGUCUUACGGUUGAUCCAAAUUUUGGCACAUUGCCCAGUGCGCCGCCUGCGGCCCUGAUGACGCUUCCAAAGCAUUUGGAUUGCCUUGAGCUGGACACCAUACUUUUCGACAGAAUCGAGCAGCGUUUUCCGGAGAUCUUGCAGUUACUUGAUAUCCGUGAGCUAAGACUCAAGUAUAUCAAGACAUCGUUUAACUUGCAAACUCCUACGCCUCUAUCCAAUCUACAGAGUCCAGAUACGCUCUCUCUGGACUUCACGAUGAUACAUGUGUCAUGUGUCCGCUUUCUAUUGAGUUGUCUAUCCUUCGAUAAAGUCCUCACCUUUCGCCUCGAAUGGUCCGCUACAGACGCUGAUUGGACCCCAGAUCUGGGUCCCAUCGUACAAAAGAUGUCGCGGUCAUUGAAGCAUUUCUCACUCUACGUGCCUUGCAACAAGACUGGAGUCUAUGACAUGAACUAUGACUGGGAGACAAUAAAUGACCUUGCUUCAUGCGUCCAUCUAGAAUCCGUCACCGUCACCAUUCCAAUCUCCACGCCGGCCGGGUUUGAAAGCGAGUGGACCUGGUCAUCAGUUUCGGUUUUGUUCAAUAAUGUCCCGCCUACAGUUGCCCGAAUCCAAAUCAUCGCGGAGACACGCGAGAGUGCAGGCAUCUCAAUGAUUGAGCUUCGUGGAAUAGGGCUUCCACGAAAGCCUGACGACUUCAGACAUGAUUCAUUAUAUUUGCUGCCUAUGGAUUUGACUUUUCGCCGUUUUCUUCCAUCCGUGUCAAAGGUUGUCAUCGUUUGGAUUGUUGCAGAACGCCUUUCAAUGAGAGAGUGGCAGUUGGUGGUUAGGGAUCUAGAAUUCAACUUUAAUUCAUUGGUACGGGCCGGUGUUCUGAGAAUCAUAUAUCAGGAAACCUCUAAUUGCAACUCUCGAGAUUACCAGUACCCUCCUGUUAGCGCUAUGUAGUAUUAGUACCGUACAAUGAUUAUGCAUCGGUCUUGGAUCGUCUGUCAUCC